Arachis ipaensis is the source of this 1744-nucleotide messenger RNA. The record is from RefSeq and is a predicted model, not a curated record. Lineage: Eukaryota; Viridiplantae; Streptophyta; Magnoliopsida; Fabales; Fabaceae.
UUAACUUUGCAGACUCCUAGAACGUGGCGUUGGAUGCUUGGGGUAGCCGGACUUCCGGCAUCGGUUUGGAUCGUUUUAAUGUUGACCUUACAUGAGUCACCGAGGUGGUUGUACAACCAGGGGAAAGAAAAGGAGUCAAGGAAAAUCCUAGAAAAGAUUUACAAAGCAGACGAGAUUGAAGGGGAGAUAAAAGCGAUGAGAGAAGCUGUAGAACAAGAGAAGCAAGAGGAAGGGUUGAUCGGUCAAACUCUUAGAGAGAAAAUGAAGGCUGCUUUCAGCAACGUUGCUGUUCGAAGAGGAUUGUAUGCAGGCGUGACUGCUCAAGUGGCUCAACAAUUUGUUGGCAUCAACACCGUCAUGUAUUACAACCCAACCAUUGUUCAAUUUGCCGGCAUUGCAUCAAAAUCUACCGCACUUGCACUCUCCCUCGUCACAUCUGGUCUCAACGUCGUUGAAUCUAUUCUCAGCAUGCUGUGCAUCCAUAAAUAUGGAAGGAGAAAGCUCAUGCUCCUAUCCCUUAUUGCAAUCAUCAUUUGCGUUCUCACUCUCAUCGGAGUUUUCUUUCAGGCAGCUACCACCGCUCCUCCAAUUAACAACAUUGACACCCUCAGUUUCGGUGCUAAUGCUACAUGCCAGGCUUAUCUUGAUGCCUCCAAUGUCUCUUCAUGGAACUGCAUUAAAUAUUUGAAAGCUGAAUGUGCCUUCUGUGCCAGCACUGGGGGCAAUGUAAGUUCAUCACUUCCAUUUGUUUCAACUUAUAUCUAUGUAUUAGUCUAAUAUAAUCUAACGUAAUCAAUGAACAUGAUGCAACAUCUUCCGGGAGCGUGUCUGGCGGAAACAAAAGAAGUCAGAGCGGUGUGCGGUGAGCAAAUGCGUGUGUGGUUUUAUGAUGGAUGCCCAAGCAAAAUUGGAGUGCUUGCAGUUAUAGUGUUGGGACUAUAUAUCCUAGCGUACUCUCCUAGAAUGGGAACAGUGCCUUGGGUCUUGAACUCAGAGAUUUAUCCAUUAAGAUUCAGGGGGAUUUGUGGAGGCAUAGCAGCAGUUUCAAACUGGUUUGCUAAUCUCAUAGUGAGUUUGACAUUCUUGUCACUCAUCCAUGCACUUGGGGCUGCAGGAACAUUCCUCCUCUUUGCUGGGUUUUCCACAAUUGGGCUCGUUGCCAUCUAUCUAUUGGUACCAGAGACCUCAGUUUGAAGAGGUUGAAAAGUUGCUUCAGAAAGGGUUCAACCUUUGCGAUUGCACCAAUCCAAAGACAGAUGAAGAGAAAGCAAGUACUCGUAAUUAAAUAAAACGAUAUGAUAUGAUGAAGCUGUUAGUUCUCUUUCUCCAUGUAUGGAGAGUUGUAUCCAACACAUUAAAUAAGAAAAGAGCACGUUGUAUGAAUACAUUUAUUUUUGUUUUCUCUACACAUUUAGCUUUUUUUUUGAAUGGAUUCCUCAAAAAUAAUCUAAAUUGUGUAUUAACAUCACUGUAUGUUCUGUUUUUUCAUUAAAAAAAUUCACAAAACAUUGUUGUUACAUAAUUAACCCUUUUUUCUAGUGACGAAUACUACCACCAUAACAAUACAAAAUAUUAAAAUAGUCAAAUAUUUUUGUAUUUCACACAAAAAUUACGAAUAUAUAAAGAAUUCAACCUCUUAUUUAUUCUAUUUAUUUUUACUAUUAGAUUAAAAAGUGAUCAUACAAAAAGAGAAUACAAUUUUUUUUAGGAAAAUAAAACUUUCUCAUAUAUACAUUAGAAGGUU